CCACCGCGUCCUGUUCAUCCCGCUGGGUUUGCGGCGCCUGUUCCCUCCACCUCCUCCGCCCGAUUCACCGCCGCCGCUGGCUAGACCAGUUCGUUCGGUGAAGAAGCUCCAGCGGCCGCGGUGGACACCUGACAGUGGAAGUGUGGAACUACUGUUAAUGCUAUGCCGACUGAUUAAUUUCUUUUCCUCGAUCUACAUCAAACUAUCGUCCAUGUCCGUUCAUGAUUAAUUUUGCAUUGUCUUUGUGCCUCCCAAUGCUCCGCAAGUGAUGAGCACAUGGCCUGUCUCUGUCCGUGCCAAGUCAACUGGAUCUCAGAGAACAAGAAGUCUACUGCAACCAGAAAAUCCUCUACGCAAUCUCUUGCUUAGUUGCUCCAAGUCCUGACCAAACCGCAGAUUCUAGAAUCACACAUACCAGGAAGGUCCUCUCACUGACGGAGCAAUGGCGGAGGCUGCUGUUGUCAGUGUUGCCACGGGGGUGAUCAGGCCGCUCAUGGCCAAGCUCACCAAGCUGCUGGAGGAAGAGAGCUCCAAGCUCAAAGGUGUGCGCCGGAACACCAGAUUCAUAAGAGAUGAGCUCAACACCAUGAGUGCCACACUCGAUAUCCUUGCUGAUUCAGAGGACCUUAACCCUGAGAUGAAGAUCUGGAAGGAGCAUAUUCGUGAGCUCUCCUAUGACAUGGAAGAUUGCAUCAACGACUUCAUGUUUUUCUCUGAACCUACGGGUUUCAAGGGGUUCUUUCAAAACCUGAAGAAUCUCAAACUUCGCCAUGAGAUUGCCGGCGAGAUCGAAGAGCUCAAGGCCCGUGCUAUUGAGGCGAGCAAUAGGCACGAGAGGUACAAAAUUGACGGUGGGUACAUGCCCUUUGUGUGGAGGUUGACACCUUCCUCUAGCAUCCCUGCCAUUGAUCCUAGGCUGCAUGCCCUUUAUGUGGAGGUUGAUAAACUUGUCGGCAUUAGGGGUCCUAAAGAGGAGAUCAUUGAGUGGUUUCAGAAGAACAAUUCUUCCCAACAGCUCAAAGUGUUGUCAAUUGUUGGGCCAGGUGGUCUUGGUAAGACUACUUUGGCCAACCAAGUCUACAAUACGCUCAAAAGCCAAUACUCAUGUGCAACUUUGGUGUCAGUUUCUCAGCAACCUGAUUUCAGAAAGAUUCUCAGAGAGAUUGCUAAAGGAGUGGGGAUAACUAGCUACAGAUCUGAUGAUGAUGUGAAACAACUCAUUGAUAGGAUCAGAGAAUACCUCCAAGAUAAAAGGUACUUUGUUGUAGUUGAUGAUGUAUGGGGGACAGAAGCAUGGGAAACUAUGAGGCUUGCAUUUGUGAAUAAUAAUUGUGGGAGCAGACUUAUUGCUACAACACGUGUUAGUCCAGUUGCAUCGUACUGUUCUUCUCAAGGCGGUCAUGUUUACCAGAUGAAGCCCCUUGGUUUUACUGACUCGAAAAGGUUGCUUCUUGCAAGAGCAUUUGGUUCCGACAAUUUACACCAUCCUCACCUAGAAGAAGUAUCAGAUAAAAUAUUGGGAAAAUGUGCCGGUCUGCCAUUAGCCAUUAUUACUAUCUCUAGCCUGUUGGCUGAUCGGCAUGCCGUGGAAGAAUGGAAUAGGGUGCUAGCUGGCAUUGGUGCUUCACUUGCAAAGGACCCACUUGCCGGAAACAUGACAAAGAUUCUGUCUCUUAGUUACAUUGAUCUUCCUCACCAUCUGAGAACCUGUUUGCUGUACUUGACUGCGUUUCCAGAAGAUACUAUUAUCAAGAAACGAAUAUUGAUAAGUAGAUGGAUCGCUGAAGGAUUCAUUCAUGAAAAACAAGGGCAAAGCAAAUAUGAAGUAGGGGAGGGUUAUUUUAAUGAUCUUAUCAAUAGAAGUUUGAUCCAGCCUUAUAAGGUAAUAUAUGGCGAGGCAAAGGCAUGCCGAGUUCAUGACAUCAUUCUUGAUUUCAUCACCUGCAAGGCUACUGAAGAGAAUUUCAUGACUUCAUUUGAUGGAACAAAGCUUACACAUAAUUCAGAUUGUAAGGUGCGCAGGCUUUGUGUCAUCAAUCCCAACAAAGGAGACCUAACAAUGCCGAAAAACAUGGAACUCUCUCAUGUCCGAUCACUUACUGUAUCUUUGGGUCGCAUGAAGAACUUUUGGAUGUUUGCUCCAUCCCUUCUCACAUUGGACCUACAGGGUUGUAGAGAUAUAGGUGACUGGGAUCUCACACAUAUUCAAAAGAUGUUUCUUCUGAAGUAUUUGAGUCUUGGACAAGGAAAUAUAAAUAAGCUCCCAAAAAACAUUGAACAAUUGCAGAACAUAGAAACAUUGAACUUAAGAUAUACAGAUAUUAAAGAAUUGCCGUCGUCACUUGCAAGGCUUCCAAGGUUGGCCCGUCUAUAUGUUAAUAAGUACACAAGAUUUCCGGAUGGAAUAAUUGGACAGAUGCGGUGCUUAGAAGACCUUAAUGAGUUUGGGAUCUCUUCCUGGGAUGCAGUGAAAUCUCUGCAAGAAUUCUCCAAGCUCACCAAUCUGAGGACACUGAAAGUAGGAUGCAGCGAUUCUAUUCAAGACCCAGAUAGCGUAGAUGAAGCAAGAAGGCAAUUCAAGGAAUUAUGGAGUCAUGUGGGGACAUUAAUUUCUUCUGAAACUCUCCAUCAUCUAUAUUUCCCUGGCAAUCGUUAUAUCUACAGUUUUUAUAUCCUAAUGUCGCUAGAAUCGUGGUCCCAUGCUACUCCUUGUAGUCUUCGGAAGCUCCGCAUAUCAUCAUGGUGCAUCAACAAGGUUCCAAAGUGGAUGAGCUCACUUGGAAAUCUUAGAGAAUUGGAACUUUUAAUCUUCAGUAUGGGACCGGAAGAUGUUGCGAUCCUUGGAGCAAUGCCAGUUUUGCUUUUUCUGAGUCUACGCGUCAAUCACGGCACUAAUGGGAGGAUACUCAUCCGUGGGUUCACAGGUUUGAAAUAUUUCAAGCUGAAUCUCUUGUUCUGUGGGACCGCACUGGAGUUUCAAGCAGGAGCUAUGCCAAAGCUUGAGCACCUCGAGUUGGAACUUCCUGUGCACAGAAUGGAGUGUCUGAAUGGUGUUUCAGAUUUUGGUAUCCGGCACCUUCUGGCCCUGACCAAGCUCGAGGUUUUUGUUGAUUCUGAUAAUCAUUACAGGAAACCUGACGUACACCUGACAAACAAGGAGGCUGUAAGCCUUAUUAAAACUGUCAUUGGGACGCUUUGCAUCAGUCCAACUAUAUCAUCAUCGUCACGACUUCGCCAGAGUUGCCUUCCUUUUAAAGAGUACAUAGAAUACCGCACUCGCCGUUACGGGCUGCUGCCCGAGGAUGUUUCAAGGUGUAACUGAAGAGGUGCAUGGAUCGUUGUUGUAUUUAGAGAUGUUAUAUUGGCUGCUCACUUGUAACUUGCGACGAAAUUUGGUCUGUAAUCCAUGUACGGUAUCGAUUCAUAUCAGACUUGCAGACUUAAGUAAGACUAUACAAGUGAUAUGGUUCGAAAUCAAGACUUGUGGUGUAGAGUGGCUCUUCGUGUUGUUACUUCGAAAGCAGCUAUGAGUGUGA
This is a messenger RNA of Lolium rigidum, 3536 nucleotides long. RefSeq names its product disease resistance protein RGA5-like. The record is from RefSeq and is a predicted model, not a curated record. The transcript has 3 exons. The coding region runs from base 443 to 3322 and encodes 959 amino acids. NCBI's taxonomy places the organism in Eukaryota, Viridiplantae, Streptophyta, Magnoliopsida, Poales, Poaceae. Gene Ontology annotation, biological process: defense response to other organism. Gene Ontology annotation, molecular function: ADP binding.